UGAAGUAGCAGAUUGUCUCUGUUAUUCUAUACACUUUGUUGCUCAUGGCUUUGGCAUCGACAUUAGCGCUAGUGUCCCACUCUCAUGGGCUUCAACAAAUGGAAUCAAGAGAGUUCAACAGGGUCUCCGAAUUGUUUAAACGUUUGCCUGUUGAGCGGAGGGGAGGGCGGCGGGGGCGUCUAGAAAUAAGGAAGAUAUUAUACAUGUGAAUUACUUUUCCCUACGCUUACCUCGACACAGUCUUCUGUAUAUAUCUACCGAUGCCCUUUGCGAUCAGAUUCUCAUUUGCGUUCGCCAUCGCCGGCUCGGUCUGCACCAUCUGCUCUUCAAUCGGUACCCCAUCCUCAUACCUUGCCUCUGGGUAUGGCUGACGUCGAAAGAAAGCCUCCCUGUCCUCCUUUCACACGCGAAACGGCGCUGGCCAAGGUGAAGGCCGCCGAAAACGCAUGGAACUCGCGCAACCCUGAGGUUGUGGCCCUGGCGUACACCAAAGACUCCGAGUGGCGCAAUCGCACGGAGUUUUUCAAGGGGCGAGAAGCCAUUAAAGAAUUCUUAACUCGCAAAUGGGCGCAGGAGCUGGACUACCGACUGAUGAAGGAGCUCUGGGCGUACACCGACAACCACAUUGCGGUGCGAUUUGAGUACGAGUGGCACAACGAGGCUGGAGAGUGGUUUCGGACGCAUGGUAAUGAAUUAUGGGAGUUCGAUGAAAACGGUCUCAUGCGUAGGCGCGAUAUGAGCGCUAAUGAUGUCCCAAUACAAGAAUCGGAGCGGCGCUAUCUUGCCGAUGCCUGAGAGCUGACAAACAAAAGUUUCUCAGAGAGGUUUCGGAUUUUCGAGCUUGUGUCACUUCAGUCAAGAGCUAUGCAGUUUAUAUACUUAACGUAAUCAGAUGAUGAACCUUGAAACGAUAGUAUCGCAUCAAUAAACAGUUUCUUAUUUUCUUGGCACAAAAUCAAGUGUGUUUGAAGUCGUCUACCUCCACAGGAACAUGGCAAAUUGACCUCGGUACUAAUUACACUCAUGAGACUAUUUACUGUUGUACACAGUAUAAUGUCGCCUAGCAUUGUUUCGUGGAGGUGUAGGAUAGUGAAAAGAGCCCAAGGGAUUUGAUUCCAAACAGGUGGAUACAACAUGUUUGAUCUGGUAAAAAACCCUCAACGUAACCCA
This is a messenger RNA of Physcomitrium patens, 1170 nucleotides long. RefSeq lists its product as uncharacterized. The record is from RefSeq and is a predicted model, not a curated record. Lineage: Eukaryota; Viridiplantae; Streptophyta; Bryopsida; Funariales; Funariaceae.